Podospora anserina S mat+ is the source of this 1224-nucleotide messenger RNA. RefSeq lists its product as uncharacterized. The coding region runs from base 1 to 1224 and encodes 407 amino acids. The transcript is spliced from 2 exons. NCBI's taxonomy places the organism in Eukaryota, Fungi, Ascomycota, Sordariomycetes, Sordariales, Podosporaceae. The record is from RefSeq and is a predicted model, not a curated record.
AUGCGAAGGUCAUACCUUCAAUGUGUCAUCAAUGUCGUCAGCUUUCUCAGAGAGGUCCUUGACAUAUAUCAGGCCGGAAUCCUCCCAAUCGGUCCAAAGAACGCUUUCCCCCUACAAGUAAGAGUACUGCCAAUUUUGGCCAAGAAAUGCUGGCAUGUUGCGCAUCUGAUGGACAUUCUGCUUCAGUUGACGGCUCUGAGACACUCCCUGUCAACAAACCAACAAGUCGUAUCCACAAGAUGCUUAUCGAAUAACCUCACACCUUUCCGAGACGGACCACAGACCUCUGUGGCGCUGUCAGACACAGAUGCAAAACUCCCCUGUUUCGUUUUGCCAUCCACCAGACCUAGGAACAUGUUUGAGAUUCCCAGCGCCAUGGAAACGCUGGAGCAACACUUCAGAAAGCCUGACACACUCAAAAAAACCGGCGCAGAACACCUUCGUGCCCUAACAAUCACAAAUGAUGCCACUGCCAGUGGGAAGAGCAUGUUGACCCUUCAGUAUGCCGACAUGCUUCGUGCCCAAAAAGAGGUGGAUGCAAUAUUCUGGACCCCACACGGUAAUGUAGCCGAUGUUCGCUCUCAAACCUUCGGCACUAUGGUGGUUCAUCUCUGUCUUCCCGGCGCAAAACCGGGAGACUUCAAAACCAACGGCAGCUUGUUCCUGAACCUGGUUAUCAAAUACGGUGGUGAACUGGAGUACCAGUUUCUUCCCAACAGAUGCGGCGGUCAUGGACAAAUCAUCAUCACAUCAGACUCCCCUUUAACCUGCUUCACAUAUACUGACACCAUUCUCCACGUUGAUUUGAGCGCAGUCUCCUACACAGCCGCCUUUCGAGCUCUGUUGGAACAGAAUCGCAAUAAAAGCAAUUUUGACUGGCUGAGUGAUGAAAGAAUUACAGCACUGGUUGAUUUUGUUUGCAGCAAACUGUCGGCUGACUGCAGCCAUAUCCCAAAGCUUGUCGGUAUGCUCGGCCGGGGCGUUUUCGACAUGUCCGACAUCGAGAGCCGUUUGGAACACUCCUCGCUUCCUCGCUCCUCUUCUGAAAGUUUGUCAGAAACAGUUUUGGGGUUGGCGUUUGAGUCCUUGAGUCCACAGUGCCGCACAAUCCUAGGGAUCAUGUCGGUGAUAGAACCGACUUGCAUACCCAAGGAGCUGUUUGACCCCGUCUGUCUCGUGGAACGUCAUCCAUUGCUCAGCAUUCAAAUGGACGAGAAAUGGUAA